AUGGACAAUGGAGAUAAAUUUAGAAGGGGAGCUGGGGCUGUUGAAGGAGAGGACCAAAACAUCCCCCCUCCAUCUUGCCAUUCUUCCAUUGCCUUCCAUAUUAAAAAAAAAAAGUGGAGAAAUAAAUUAGAAAAGAGUGAAUCUGGUAGAUUGCUUGAUUUACUGCUUUUUGUUUAUUUAUUUAUUUAUUGUUUUGAGCAGGUUGUGUACAAUGUCGGCCUCUGUAUCUGCCUGUAUGAUAUUACAAAGCUGGAGGAUUCGUACAUAUUCCCUGGAGAUGGUGCCUCGCAUACCAAAGUGCAUUUCCGCUACGUGGUCUUCCAUCCCUUCCUGGAUGAGAUUCUGAUUGGAGAAAUUAAAAGCUGCAGUCAGGACGGCGUUCACGUUUCUCUUGGAUUCUUUGACGAUAUUGUCAUCCCUCCAGAAUCCCUGCAGCAACCGGCUAAGUUUGACGAAGCAGAGCAGGUGUGGGUGUGGGAGUACGAAACAGAAGAAGGGGCUCACGACCUGUACAUGGACAUCGGGGAGGAGAUCCGCUUCCGCGUCAUGGAUGAAACGUUUGUUGAUACGUCCCCCACGGGGCCAAGCUCCGCAGAGGCUUCCACUUCCAACGCCACGGAAGAAGUCCAGAAGAAGGAGGCACCCUACACCCUUGUGGGAUCAAUCAGUGAGCCAGGUUUGGGCCUCCUGUCGUGGUGGACGAACAGUUAGCCCCAACCUGAACGUGCUCUGCAGAAAGUCCUGGUGGAUGUUUUGGAGGAUUAAGGGAUCCUGCUGGUGCUCAUUGCUGCCUUGAAGCUGAACAAGAAAUUAGACCUGCCACUUUCUGUUUACCCUUCAGCUUCCAACCUGCCAGAUCAAGGCAGUUGCUUCCAAGAAAUGUCUUUCCUGAGAUGUAGAAGUCAAAUUACAGGCACAAAAAGUCUUGAGCCCAGCAGCAACAAACUCAGCUGGGGCUUUGGUCUCCUGCAUGGGAGGCAAAACUCUGGGGGUCUUUAGGGAAUUGACUUCAGUGAAAGAAAGUAGAAGAUAAUGCCUGUGUGGAGUGGUGCUUCCUUGAGCUGAGAGCUUGGUCUCAGAGGUGCARAACUUGCCCAUCUUCUGACAGGAAACGGAACAGGCUCUUGCUCUGCAGGUACUGCAAGAAGGAACAGCGAAAUCCUAGAGGCAACAGAGUGGGAGCCUCUUGCUACUUGGGAAGCGCUGCCUCUGGAAGGGCAAGGAAGCCUGGGAUAAUAUUCUCCGAAACAUAGGACCUUCCUAAAAAUGGAUUCAUGGAUGAAGUCAGUCCAAGAAAAUGGGAAUGAGAGUAAUUUACCCCAAAAUAACUUAGUUAAUAUGAAGAUGACUAUUGUGGAAAGCUAUCAGCUGCUUAUUAUGGUGAAUGGAAAUACUUUAUUAGGUGGGUUGCG
This is a messenger RNA of Nothoprocta perdicaria, 1412 nucleotides long. It is a transcript of the gene POLR3H, whose product is annotated as RNA polymerase III subunit H. Bases 1 to 711 code for a protein of 236 amino acids. The record is from RefSeq and is a predicted model, not a curated record. Gene Ontology annotation, biological process: DNA-templated transcription; transcription initiation at RNA polymerase III promoter. Lineage: Eukaryota; Metazoa; Chordata; Aves; Tinamiformes; Tinamidae. The transcript is spliced from 6 exons. Gene Ontology annotation, cellular component: RNA polymerase III complex.